AUGGAGACAGUACCAAAGGUCAAUAUCAAUGCGCUUCCAGCGCUCAAAAAUACCACUGAUGAUAUGAUAGCUCCUUAUCUUAAAUCUCUUGGGUAUAAACAAAACCACACUCUGACAGACGUCCGUCUCGUUAUUGGAUUCGCCGCGUGUGCCAUCGCGGGUGUUACCUUCUAUUACGAUUGGACUGCCGGAUUCGAGGCAGUAAAGGGCGGAACACUCUAUGCAGUUAUUGCGUAUUUCAUCCUCAAUACAGCUUUGACCUUUUGGAUAUGGCUAGUUGAGGGUGGGACGAUAUAUGUCGGUGAGAAAGAUGGUGUUAAGAUCACUAUCUCGACUCAUACCGAGAAACAUUCGCCAAUUUACCACAUGAAGAUCACUUCGGUUCUUCCUGGGACAUCUGGGCCGCAUACCGUGGAGGAAAAGAGCUCAUUUACAAAUUGGUUCGACGAAAAGGGUUAUUUUGUAGCGAAGCCAUUCAAGGCCUUCUUACAGGACUCUAUUCCCUCACUUGCGGCCAAAUCCCCGGAAGCUAUUGCACUGAAGUCAAAAACUAAGAGUGUCAAGAGCUAA
Molecule: messenger RNA, 570 nt
Organism: Morchella importuna
Lineage: Eukaryota; Fungi; Ascomycota; Pezizomycetes; Pezizales; Morchellaceae
Exons: 4
Coding region: 1-570 (189 amino acids)
Biological process (GO): protein targeting to ER
Cellular component (GO): signal peptidase complex; membrane
Source: RefSeq, a predicted model, not a curated record